Micropterus salmoides (largemouth bass) is the source of this 3726-nucleotide messenger RNA. RefSeq names its product acyl-CoA oxidase 3, pristanoyl (gene acox3). Lineage: Eukaryota; Metazoa; Chordata; Actinopteri; Centrarchiformes; Centrarchidae. Gene Ontology annotation, biological process: fatty acid beta-oxidation using acyl-CoA oxidase; lipid homeostasis. Gene Ontology annotation, cellular component: peroxisome. Gene Ontology annotation, molecular function: FAD binding; pristanoyl-CoA oxidase activity; fatty acid binding. The record is from RefSeq and is a predicted model, not a curated record. The transcript has 19 exons. Bases 163 to 2280 code for a protein of 705 amino acids.
AUUCCCGACAGGAAGUGUUGUUUUUGCUGCUGCUGGCAGAUGAAGCUGCUGGAGAUUCCUCUGGCACACAAGUACGUGAUAUCAGCUGUUCAAAGGUCGUUUUGACAACUGUCUAAGACGAGAGACAGCGAUACCAACAGGGAAGAGAGUGCAAAGUGCCUUAUGUCCCUGCACGAACCUCGCCAGCCUGAACAUAAGAAGAUGGACCAUGGAGUGGCAGACCUUCCCAGCGGCCCGCUGGAUAUCUACAGGAAAAAAGCCUCCUUCAGCUGGAAAGACAUGCUGCUCUUCAUAGAGGGAGAGGAAAUUCUUGUAUUCAAGCAACAUGUGUUUAAGACGUUGGAGAAUGAUCCUCUGUUCGCCCGUCAGCCCGGUGAAGACAUCCCUAUCGGGAAAAUGAGAGAGCUGACCUUCCUCAGGGUGAAGCAGCUCUUCUGCUACGACUUCACAACAAAAGAAGAGUCCAUGGCCAACCCCUGGAAGAUUGUGGUGCUCAGUGAUUGUCUUGGCAUGUAUGACUGGUCCAUUUCAUCCAAGUUCUUUCUCAACAAAGGGAUGUUUGGAGCGACUAUUGCCAACACAGGUUCAGAGAGACACAGCAAAUAUGUUGAAAGCACUGAAGACAUGACGACGUUUGGAUGCUUUGCACUGACUGAGCUGAGCCACGGGAGCAACACCAGAGCAAUAAGGACCACAGCAACAUAUGACCCCUCCACCCAGGAGUUUGUGAUCAACUCUCCAGACUUUGAGGCUGCCAAGUUCUGGGUUGGGAACCUGGGUAAGACUGCAACCCACGCUGUGGUGUUCGCGCAGCUCUACACACCUGACCAGGUGUGCCACGGCUUGCAUUCCUUCAUUGUCCCGGUGAGAGAUCCCAAGACCUUGCUGGCUCUGCCUGGGGUUCUGGUUGGAGACAUGGGCAAGAAGCUGGGCCAGAACGGACUGGAUAAUGGCUUUGCUUUGUUUAAUAAUGUGAGGAUCCCUCGGGAGAAUCUACUGAAUAAGACUGGAGAUGUUUCUCCUGAUGGCCACUACGUUACGCCAUUCAAGGACCCCAACAAGCGUUUUGGGGCAUCUCUGGGUUCCCUCUCAGGUGGAAGGGUGUCCAUCACCAGGAUGGCUUUGGUCAACCUGAAGCUGGCUCUGGUUGUGGCCAUCCGCUUCUCAGCCACCAGGAGACAGUUUGGACCCAAAGACGCAGAGGAAAUUCCCGUUUUAGAGUACCAGUUACAGCAAUGGCGUCUGAUCCCAUACCUGGCAGCAGCAUAUGCUCUUGAACACUUCACUAAAUCCAUCUUCAUGAACUUUGUUGAGUUCCAGAUUGGAGAGAUGAUGAGGGACACUGGUGAAAGACAAGCAGAGAUGGGCAGGGAGAUCCAUGCCAUAGGCUGCUCUAGUAAACCACUGGGCUCGUGGACCGCUCAGAAGGGGAUCCAGGAGUGCAGGGAGGCCUGUGGUGGUCAUGGAUACCUGGCCAUGAACCGGCUGGGCGAUCUGCGUAAUGACAAUGAUCCAAACUGCACAUAUGAAGGAGACAACAACGUUUUGCUGCAACAGACCAGCAACUACCUGCUCAGCUGGCUCCACGCAAAACACCACUAUGGUGCGCGGAUUGAGUCUCCCCUUCACACUGUGGAUUUCCUAGAUGAUUUACACAAUAUCCUGGAAAGCAAGUUUGCAGCAACAACGUUGGUCGAGUGUAUGGACUCUGCAGUGGCGCUGGCAGCGUAUAAGUGGCUGGUGUGUUUCCUGCUGGAGGAGAGCCAGAAGUGCCUGGAACAGCAGAGGCUCUCUGGAAAGGAUAAGUUUGAGGCCCAUAACAACAGCCAGGUUUAUUUCUGCCGUUCCCUGGCCAUUGCCUACAUUGAACACAACUGCCUCCAAAGGUUCCAUGAGCUGACUACAGAUCAGGACACACCAGCUGGUCUCAGACCUGUACUAAGCAAGCUAUGUUCCCUGUACGGGCUGUGGAGCCUCAGCAGCCACAUGGCCACACUGUACCAGGGCAGUUACUUCAUAGGGGGAAAGCCUGCAAAGUUGGUCCAGAUGGCCAUUCUGACUCUCUGCUCCCAGCUGAAGGAUGAUGCAGUAACACUGGUGGAUGUUUUGGCCCCUCCUGACUUCAUUCUCAACUCACCUAUUGGCAGUGCUGAUGGACAGAUUUACAAGAACCUGUGGUCGGCCGUGAUGCAGGGCAACCAGGUGCUGGAACGGCCAUCCUGGUGGAAAGAGUUCUCCUCAGACAAGCCUAUGGUCGGAUCCCUCCGUCCAAAACUCUAGAACCCAGACACACUCUGGACAUGUGUGUGCCUUUAAAAAAGUCCAACUGCGUAAUUACAAAUGUAAUGUCCAUAUGUACACUGCUGUUUGCCAAAGACCACAUUGACAUACAAUGCUGCACCUGUCAGUUAAGGUACAAAAUGUUUACAUGAGUACCCUGUGUAAUAUAUAGGGAAUAGUAAAUGAGUCAUUUUGAAAAAUUCAGAAAUCCUACAAUUCUUAGAAUCCUCCAAAUCAUGUACACUUGAGUCUGGAUGACCUGGAUGACCUGAAUUACGUGUCAAGUCUUCACUUUUGAAAACAAAAUCAGUCCCCAGGAGGGAGACAUUUUCUGUUUUGUAUUUUGAGGUUUCAAUCUAAAUCUUUAACAAUCUUAUCAUUCCAUUUUAAACUGCGGUAACAAAAAGUAGUAAUGCUGUGUCACUGUUCCAUCAUUGGCUGACAGCUGACAUUAUCUGACCAAAGAACGGCUCAGACUCGACACAAAAACUUACACAGACUUUAGACCACAACUCACAUUAAACUCAUCUCUCUUGAAUGAACUACUAAACAAACCUCAGCUGGGGAAAAGUGUACUGUGAACAGUUUGCAGCUGAAGCUGACGAGCGAAUUGUUACUUAUGUAACAUUUGGUUGUUUUUUUUGGGCCAGUGGUCAUCUAGAUGCUGUUCCUGUGAGCUUGGUUACAAGUGCAAGCUUGUUUACAUGGUCCUUCUAUGUCCCCUGACGUCUCAGCUGUCAAUCAAAGAUGUACAGUAGCAUGCCCACUCAGAGGCUUGGAGACUGAAGGAGCAUCUCUGAUACACCUUCAAAUACCCUUAUUCUUCCUUUCAAAAGUACAUUAAAGUAAAAGAAUAUUAAUAAUUCAUUUGAAAAUCAUUUAACAUUUUUUGUCACACAAGUGAUAACUUUUGUUAUUUCUGUUGGACAUAAUCUUUUUUCAGUAUUUCACCACACUUCAGUGGUUACAUAAUUGAUUUUAAAAUGAUAUAUUGAUUAAAACAUUUGUAUGAUUGUACAAAAAAAUGUGAGGAACACCAAAGUCACACAUGCUUUCAGCUCUAAUAAAAAAUAGUGUGUUGGUGUGUGUGUGAGUGAGAGAGUGAGGGACUUUGGUGUUACAGUGGGGGAACUUUGUGUUUCAGACACAGAUUUCUGGUUUCUUUAUCAUAUUGUCUGAAAUAUAACACCCUUAUGUGCUCACAUUUUUUCAACAUCAUUGUUACUCUUAUUUGAGUCAAUAUAAAUAUAUAAAGCAAAAUAUAGAUUUAGACAUAGUUGACUGAUGUGAAAUGUACUAUAUGGGAUGGGAAUAUUUUAAUGAAUCUGUAAAUUGUUUUACUGUAGAUUACAUACAAUACCAUAUAACCCUGUAAAGAAUGAUCACAGUCCUUGUUAUACAGUGUCUUGAUGUAUACAUUCAAAUUAAAUACAUUUACUAAUACAA